AUGGGCAACGCGGCAUGGGUUGGCACGGGUCAAGAGGAAGACGAUGAUGGCGUGUUGGUAACUAAGUGUGAUGUAGUAAGGCAUAUUGUGUAUGGCGAUCAGAUAUUGGAAGGCGAAAAUAAGCAAGAUUCCUCUUGUGUAUAUUCUAUGGUUGAAGCAUAUCUUUAUGCGAUCAAAGAGCGUUUGCCACGGAUGACGGCUACAAUACUAGCCUCUGACGACGCUGGUUGUUACAAAUCCAAAGAACUACUAUUGUAUCUGGUAUUAUUGAAUCUCACCUGUUCAAUCCAGAUUGUCAGGUUUAUUCAUACAGAGACGCAAGACGGAAAAGGGCUGUUAGACGCACACUUUGCACGUGGCGGCGGACACGUAAAUAACUUUAUGAAAUCAUCGAAACGUAAUAGGAUAAAAAAGAUAGCUACUCCAAAAGACUUGGCUGCUGCAUUGGCGUGGAAAGGGGGCAUACAGAAUGCGUUCGUUCAGUUGAUAGCUAUAGAUCGGAAAGGACGACUGCAAACAUUCAUAGAGCAGACUAAAAAGAUAGUUGAUGCAGCAGGCAAGUUCUUCACCCGGGCCAAUGAUGUUAUUUUCGAGAGAGCUACGUGUCCGUUAGUAGGAGGUGAUCUCCUCGAUCUGGGAAAGAUUCUGAAUAGCGAUACGGUCAUUCAUUUGCGUGCGUAUGCUUAUUCUGGCGUUGGUACUGGUGUACUAUUCCCAGAUGGGUUUAGCGUCGAAUCAUUCACAAUAGUUGAUGAAAUCGACGCUGAUGUUGGUGAAGGUGUUGACCUGGGUUUGGCUAAUAGUAUCAUUGAUAAAAAGGGCGCUAAUAAUGGCAUCUCUUCGAGUGCUACCGGGAACGAUGAGGAUACCGCAGCUAAGCCCAGGAAACAGUGGAAUUUCAACGCGAAGAGGGCACCGCUCUCUGAAGAAUCAUUGCAGGAAGAAGAUGAUAGUGACGGUGAGAUGGUAAUGUCUGGAGAGGUCGAUUAUGUGAUGGAGACUGAGGGAGAUCAAGUAGAGCCCGACGACCUGAACUAA
Messenger RNA from Sphaeroforma arctica JP610, 1038 nucleotides. RefSeq lists its product as hypothetical. The transcript is spliced from 2 exons. Lineage: Eukaryota; Ichthyosporea; Ichthyophonida. Bases 1 to 1038 code for a protein of 345 amino acids. The record is from RefSeq and is a predicted model, not a curated record.